AGGAAAAAAAGCACUGUUGUACACAUAGCGGUAUCGAAUAAAAAAAAGGAAGCGUCGGUGACUCUCUCCUUUGGAAACAUACAAAUAAAAGAAGCGUGUUCUUCUUUUUCUUUUUUUGUUAGCCGUCAAAACAUUACGUGCAAAAUCCCCCGGAAAGGUGGAAGUAAUGUGUGGAAAUCUUCAUCCAGCCGACCAGCGUUUGCACAGAAUGCGUGAGGAGGACAGAACCGGGAGACACGGACGGGGAAUGAUGAUGAUGAUCAUCAACACCACACUGGCGUUAUUCUGAAUACUGACCAUGCGUGGUGAAGGGGGAACGCUGGAGAGUCAGCUGUGACAUUUAUCAGCUUCAUCUGGACACUACACACACACACAGAGAGAGAGAGGAGCUUUCCCUGCCUGUUUGACUGCAGCCCUGAGAUGCAUAAAGCUUUCUCCUCCCUUCGGUCUCUCCUUUGGUGCCACUGGGCCAUGGUUCGUAAGAAAGGCUCCCUUAUCUUAUGCGGAGCGGUUCUGUUCGUCGCCUGGAAUGCCUUGCUGCUUCUCUUUCUCUGGGGAAGGCCACCCAUCGGUCGGCUCGGAGACGGAGGCGGGGCCGAACCGGGCGCCGGAGAGGAAUGGCAAGCUGGGAAGGGGAAAAGAGGCGGAGCCAACGGGCUGGCGGGUGUAGUCAUCCGAUUGGCAGAAGAGGUGGAAUCGGAAUUGGAGACUCAAAAGAAACUCCUGAAACAGAUCCAGAGCCACAGAUCGUUAUGGGAACAGAGUAAAGACUUAACUAAAAAAGAGGCUGAGGAUGAAAGAGACAAAAAAGACGAAUUGAAAGAACCUCAGCAGUUGCCCCAUUUACCCACCUUAGCAGGAAAUGAAAUGAUUGUCAAAACCAAGCAGGUUCCUGUUGUCACAAACCCUCCACCAGACACAAAGCAGGACAAGGAGUCAGACAAUGACAAAGCGUUGAAUAAAAAUAACGUGGACCUUACAGCUCCUAGUCCUCAAACUGUCAUCCCCAUCUUGGUCAUCGCUUGCGACAGGGUUACUGUGAAAAGAAGUUUGGACAAGCUGAUACAAUACCGGCCUUCAGUGGAGCUUCAUCCCAUCAUCGUGAGCCAGGACUGCGGUCACACCGACACGGCCCGGGUCAUCGGCUCCUAUGGCAGUCAGGUGACCCACAUCAGCCAACCAGAUCUCUCCAACAUUCCCGUGCGCCCCGAUCACAGGAAGUUCCAGGGUUACUAUAAGAUCGCCAGACACUACAGAUGGGCCCUGAACCAAGUGUUUAACACUUUCGGUUACUCCACCGUGGUCAUCGUAGAAGACGACUUAGAGGUGGCGCCGGACUUUUUUGAGUAUUUCCGCGCUCUCCACCCGAUCCUACUCUCCGACCCGACGCUCUGGUGCAUCUCGGCCUGGAAUGAUAACGGCCGUGACGGCCUGGUGGACCCGGGAAAGCCUGACCUCCUCUACCGGACAGAUUUCUUUCCAGGUCUGGGAUGGAUGCUGUCGAAGGAGGUGUGGGCAGAGUUAGAGCCCAAGUGGCCCAAAGCGUUCUGGGACGACUGGAUGCGUCACCCAGAGCAAAGGAAAGAUCGUUCCUGCAUCCGGCCAGAAAUCUCCAGAACUAUGACGUUCGGCCGUAAAGGAGUCAGCCUGGGUCAAUUUUUCGACCAGUACCUGCGCUACAUUAAACUCAACACUGAAUUUGUGCCUUUCACUAAACGGGAUUUGUCUUAUUUAGUCAGGGAGCACUACGAUGAAGACUUUGAUAAAGAAGUGUACAGUGCGCCCCUGGUGAAAGUGGAGGAGCUGCAGCCGGGUGGCAGUUUGCAGGGUUCAGGACCGUUCAGGGUGCAGUACUCGAGCAGAGACAGUUUCAAGGUUUUAGCCCGCAAUUUGGGAGUGAUGGACGACUUAAAGUCCGGCGUUCCGCGUGCCGGUUACAGGGGCGUGGUCAGCUUUCUCUCUCGCGGCCGAAGGAUUUAUUUGGCACCGCCCGAGGGCUGGACAAAAUACGACACUAGCUGGAGCUGAAGGGUCUGAUAUGGAAACGUGGACUGAGAACCAGAACCAUGCAAGAGGAGAUGAUCGUCCUCUUAAACCAAAGAAAUCAUGCAUGGUAGAGAGGGGAAUGCACGGUCAAAACGUGAGCGGUUUUUAUGAAGGACGGCAGCUUCGUUCGGUUCCGAUGAUUUUCCCUGGCGUUCACACUAGCAAGCGACAAAAUUUCGAAUGUCACUUCAGGUCCGUCGGUCGCAGUGGUGGGUACCGACUGCUACUCUUCUCACACGUGGGUGUGCACUGGCUGAUUCCUCACUACUGUUAUAAGAUGUAGAAAAACAUCUUUUAUUUUCAUCCCUUUUUCACACCAAAGGCUGUCGAAAGGGAAGUUAAAACGGGUCCGAAUCUUACGUGAGAAUAACGUGGGCAUAGCAGUUCUGUAGAGUUUACCUGAGCCGGACAUUUGCGUUUGUCUUUUCAGUGCACCGUGACGAAUUUGCCUAAAAUUCAAAUUCAAAUUUUCCAUGUCACACAACUUGCAUAGAAAGUCAACAUUUACCUGCAGCUUUGUCACUUGCUAGUGUGAUCAUAUGUUUAAGGUUAUCAAAUUUCAAUUCCUCAUGUGCACAUACGUACACACGCUCUUAUCUGUAUUCGGAGAAGACGUAAAGUGAAAAGUAUUUUUCACUUUUCCAUGCCAGCGAAGGCUUGACAUUAUGACUGCUAAAUUGUAUAUUUUCUGAGCGACUAUCAUAAAAAAUAAAAAAAAAAAGAAAAGAUCUCGCACUCGAGCGAGAGUUGUUUUCAGCGAGUCACUAAUAUUGUUCUAAUGAAGUUCCUGACUUAUAAAUGAAGUUAUAAUUCUUGGCGUUCAGACGAAAGCAGAGUUUUAAGUACCUUUUUAAAGGAGCACUACUUUACCACACAUGUGAAGCACCAAAACCUUUGUUCGACGUACUUGAACGCUACUUUGUUCUCUGUCGUUUGGGAGCACUUUCAAUACAUUCAGUCAAAGAUGUCCGAAAAUUGUUGGGUUUGUUGCAAAAACCAACGACCGCAGAAGAACGCGGUCGUUCCAGCGGAUCCAGGCGGACAAGGGGACGGAUCGAAUCUAAUUAAAAAUAAAAAAAUAUGCUGUAUUCGCGGGUGUCCGUGGGAAGGUUUGAUCUUGUUCUAAUGUCUGUAUGACAAAAGUACAAAACCACUGCCUGAUGUGUUGUUUAUAAAUUUAAUACAUUGAUAAAUAAAAGACUAUUUUGAUAUGUCA
Molecule: messenger RNA, 3262 nt
Organism: Hemibagrus wyckioides
Lineage: Eukaryota; Metazoa; Chordata; Actinopteri; Siluriformes; Bagridae
Gene: mgat1b
Product: alpha-1,3-mannosyl-glycoprotein 2-beta-N-acetylglucosaminyltransferase b
Exons: 3
Coding region: 421-2028 (535 amino acids)
Biological process (GO): protein N-linked glycosylation
Cellular component (GO): Golgi apparatus
Molecular function (GO): alpha-1,3-mannosylglycoprotein 2-beta-N-acetylglucosaminyltransferase activity
Source: RefSeq, a predicted model, not a curated record